Messenger RNA from Populus trichocarpa (black cottonwood), 2011 nucleotides. RefSeq lists its product as uncharacterized. The record is from RefSeq and is a predicted model, not a curated record. NCBI's taxonomy places the organism in Eukaryota, Viridiplantae, Streptophyta, Magnoliopsida, Malpighiales, Salicaceae. The coding region runs from base 171 to 1796 and encodes 541 amino acids. The transcript is spliced from 7 exons.
GUGUAGGACUAGAACGAAUAUACUUUUUUUUUCCCCUUAUCCGUUAAAUCAUAAACCGAGAGGGAGAGAGAGUUUCACUGAAUUUUCUAGGGAAUCAAACGGAAAGUGACAAAAUUCACUUAAUUUUUAAGGAAAAAAGAAAUCUCAAUUGUUGUUUGCUUGCCGCCAGAAUGGGAGCAUCGUCUUCUAAGGAGCAGAACGUAUCAAGUGAACAGAGGGAGGUGGAAAGUCUAGCAGCUUCCACUGGAUCAACCUCCUUGCUUCAAAAUGCUUUCUCUAAGCUUGCCGAUCCUCAAACAAAUGCAAUCCCUCUUCAGUCUCUUCAGCCAUGCUUCUCUUUGAAUUAUAAAAGCACAGAAUGCGAAGCAUUGAAAAUGCCUGAUUCCCUUUUGGGAUUAUUGGAUCAUCUGGGUCCAUCAAUGGUAGACCUGUUUUUCAUUACUGAUAAAGGAGGGGUUAAUUGGAUUGAGUUUGUUAGAGGUUAUUUGAAAUGCUGUGGGAGGAUGCCUGUUUCAGUAUUGCUUAAUACAUUGUUGAGACUAUUUUCUGCAACGGGAGUGAAAGCAGGAAUUCCUUUGAAACUGGAGGUUGAAGCUAUUGAUGAUGGUGAAUAUAAGAUAAGCGGGUCGCUUCUGCCUAUUGAUGUGCUUAUGUUUCUUUGGAUGUGUUGGGCUAUGUUGUGGAAUUCAAGAACUUGGAACUUUUUAAAAGAGAAAGAGUGUCUGUAUCUUCCAGAUAUUAGUCCUUUGGUGUUAUCCGCGGUUGUUUCUUGUGCUGAAGGUGGUAGUGGAUUGGAAUUGUGGGAUUGUGAUGUCUCGGUUUUAGAUGUUCAACUUCCUGCUGGAAAGUUUCUUACAUGGAUGCUGACAACAGUGACAAACCUCACAGAGUGUUUUACACAAUUUGUCAAUGCAAGACUGCAAAACUGCACUAGUUCGGAGCAAGAUACACUGGAAUCUUCAAGCUCAUCAUUAAGAGAAAUCUCUUCAGAAAAGGCAUGCAACUCUUGUCUUCUAACCUGUGGAAAAGCAUGGGCAAUUUCCCUUACAAUCAGGAGUGCAAUAAGUCAAGAAAUUCUGAACCCAUACUUUCCUAGUAACAGUGAUGCAACAGAUGAGAAUCUUAUUUAUCGGUCAUCUCUCCAUGGGAAGGGCUUGAACAGAUUCUGGUCUAACAUCGAAGGUUAUCUUGGUCCAAUGCUGAUUUUGAUUUCUGCUACUUCUGGAGAUGCAAGUGAGGAUAGCACCAAUUGUAGGAAAUGGAUUGUAGGUGCACUCACCCACCAGGGUUUCGAAAAUAGGGAUAUGUUCUAUGGAACCUCUGGAACCCUAUAUGCUAUAAGUCCAGUCUUCCACAUGUACUCACCUUCUGGGAAGGAGAAAAACUUUGUUUACAGCCACUUGCAUCCUACUGGUAGAGUUUAUGAGGCACGUCCAAAGCCUGUGGGCAUUGCAUUUGGAGGAACCAUUGGGAAUGAGAGGGUUUAUAUGGAUGGAGACUUUUCCAGAGUUACAGUUCGCCAUCAUGCAGUUGACAAAACUUACCAGCAAGGUUCACUUUUCCCGAAUCAGGGGUUUCUCCCAGCUGAAGCUUUGAUUUUAGAGGUGGAGGUUUGGGGUUUAGGUGGGAGGAAAGCAAGGGAAAUUCAAUUUUCAUAUAAGAAGAGAGAGGAUCUUUUCACUGCACAAAGACGCAAGGUUGACAUGAAAACUUUCGCAAGCUGGGAGGAUUCACCUGAGAAGAUGAUGACGGAUAUGAUGGCUGACCCCAACAGAGUUCGAAGGGAAGACCGCUGAAUAAAUUGUACAGCAUGCAUGUUUCGAUGGGAGUUGAAAUAGUUGCAGUCAUAUAGAAAUUAAACUAACUUAAUGGCCGGCGAUACGCUGUUGAUUUCUAUUUCAGUCAAUAAAUAGUGCUAUUCAAUCUUAAAAGCUUGUAUUAAAAAACAAAAAUUUGGUGUAAGUGCAUAAGUUGAUUUAUUUAAUUUAUAUAGAAAUUUUAUCACAAUAAA